CCCGCGCUGGCACCGAUGGCUCUGCUGUGGCUGCUCUGUGUCCUGCUGGCCCUGGCCGGGCCCGUGGGGGGCUCCUGGGACACCUGCAGAGGCACCUGCGGGCUCCGGCCCUUGGCAUUUGACCACAGCUCACUGGUUGUGGACUACGACCCCCCCGAUGGUGACUACUCAACUCUGGGAUCUUCCGAUGGCCCUUCCCUGGUCGUGGACAGCCCCGGUGUCCCCUCGGGCACCUGGCCUGGCAUUGUCAGCAUCCAGGCCACGUUCAAGAACGGCACGUGGCACAUGUGCUCGGGGGCACUGAUCCACCCGCAGUGGGUGCUCACGGUGGCACAGUGCUUCAACAGGGCUGGGGACAUCUCCAGGUGGGAGGUGGUGAUCGGUGCCACAGACCUGGCCCAGCCGGGCCCCGGCUCCAAGCGGCGCCGCAUCCAGAGGCUGCUGCGGCACCGGCGCUACCACGCUGACUCUCUGAGGAACAACAUCGCCCUGCUGGAGCUGGAGCAGCCCGUGGAGUGCAGCGACUACAUCCAGCUGGGCUGCGUGCCCGACAGCGCCCUGGCAGUGGCCGAGCUGAGGACCUGCUACAUGGCGGGCUGGAGAGCGGCCCCGGACAGCGCUCCCGGCCCGCGCCUGGCGCUGCAGGAGGCCAAGGUGCGGCUGAUGGACGCCCAGCUGUGCAACAGCAGCCGCUGGUACGGGGGGGCCCUGCACCCCCAGGACCUGUGCGCGGGGUACCCGCGGGGCGGCAUCGACACCUGCCAGGGUGACAUCGGGGGACCCCUGGUGUGCAAGGACCACGUUGGUGACUACUUCUGGCUGGUGGGGCUGGCCAGCUGGGGCAAGGGCUGUGCCGGGGACAAGCGCCCCGGGGUGUUCACCUCCACCCAGCACUUCCACGGCUGGAUCCAGCUCCAGAUGAGAUCGGUGCCAGCAGACCCAGCCCCGACGCUGACAGCGCCAGCCCCGGUGCCCAGCCUGGUCCCGAUGCCGGCCCCGAGGCCCACGCUGAGCCUGGCUGUCAUCACGGCGUCACCAGAACCAGAAUCCGACACAACCAUCACAAUUUCCUUCCCCAAAGUCGUCCUGCUGAGAUUCUUCCAGGCUCUGCAGGACUUCUUGGAGUUCCUCAGGGACAAAGCCACCGAGCCCCGCGCACGGAACCGGCGCCUCUGUGACAUCAGCCUGGCGCGGUGGCACCACGGGUGA
Prinia subflava (tawny-flanked prinia) is the source of this 1209-nucleotide messenger RNA. RefSeq names its product acrosin-like. The transcript has 6 exons. The record is from RefSeq and is a predicted model, not a curated record. Gene Ontology annotation, molecular function: serine-type endopeptidase activity. The coding region runs from base 16 to 1209 and encodes 397 amino acids. Gene Ontology annotation, biological process: proteolysis; acrosome reaction. Lineage: Eukaryota; Metazoa; Chordata; Aves; Passeriformes; Cisticolidae.